Molecule: messenger RNA, 2193 nt
Organism: Lachancea dasiensis
Lineage: Eukaryota; Fungi; Ascomycota; Saccharomycetes; Saccharomycetales; Saccharomycetaceae
Source: the annotation of a GenBank genome assembly
AUGGGGUCGAGCUCUAAAAACUCCAGCCAAGUUGGCAGUUUGUCGACCAAUAUCAACAUCCCAGAACAACAAUACAAUCGAAGGAGGCAUUCUAUCUUGCUCUUAUCCGAAUCAGUAGCCAGCAGGAGGUCGUCAAAAAAUGGUCGGGAGCUGGGAAGAAGUGUGAAAGCGAUGGCGAUGAACAGCCUGGGAGAGAGUCCCCAGCAUGUUGGAAGCGUGGACUCCAGGGUAUUUAUCGAUGCGGGAUCGCCCAAUUUCAAGACCACAAAACAGGACCAGCGCGAGGAUAUCAUCAACAGUCUGCGCACCAACUACCUCAACGACUACAUGGCAACGAAAAAAAAUGGCGCCGGCAAUGGCGCCGGCAGAUUGUCCAACGAGCACAAUAGGCCGUUGGAGGACCAGGCGGAGGAGCCAGUGGAGUUUGGGAUCCCAGAACGGGACCUGAACCUCGAGAGCCAAGGCGGCCACAUCACCCGAGAACUUUACCGCAUGACCUCGCCCAACCGUGGGCUAAAAAGAACACACUCCACCGGAGAUCUCAAGAUACAGGAGGAUUCGCAUCGAAGCGAGGCCUCUGCCAGCGCGUUGAAGGUGCCCGGUGGGUUCCGGCGCGAGUAUAUCGUCCAGAAACACAAGUCUGGCCGAGACACGGCCACGUCGUCCGCGAGCGAGUCGGCCACAUUCACCUCUGAUUUUGAGUCGCAGAACUCAGACGCCAAUAACCUGGAAAAAGUGCCGUUCCUGACCAGAAAUUUCCUUGAGUUUCUGUACGUAUAUGGCCAUUUUGCCGGCGAGUCGUUUGAAGAGGAUUUCUAUCCGGAGCAAGAAGUGGGACGGCACGAACCCAACGAGAGAAGCCCGCUGCUAGCAAGAUCCGAAGGUGAAACUGGGAAAAAGGUCCUCAUUCCCAAAUCCGCCAAGGGAACCACGUCCACCACCAAGGCUUUCCUGCUGAUGAUCAAGUCGUUUAUCGGCACGGGGGUGCUCUUCCUUCCCGCAGCAUUUGAAAAUGGUGGGUUACUGUUUUCGGUAGUUAUGCUCACCAUUUUUGGGGUCUACUCGUACUGGUGUUACUACAUUUUGACCAAGUCCAAGGUGGCCACCAAAGUCUCGUCGUUUGGUGACAUCGGAUUGAAUCUUUACGGCCCCUGGAUGAAGUUUAUCAUCUUGAUGUCGUUGGUGCUAACACAGCUUGGCUUUUCCGGGGCCUAUGUGAUCUUCACGGCGAAGAAUCUGCUGGCGUUCAUCGAAAACGUGUUCCACUGGCGCGACGUGUCGCUCAUACACCUGCUAGUGUUGCAGCUACUGAUUUUUGUGCCUCUGUCAUUCAUUAGAAACAUUUCCAAGCUGUCACUGCCCUCGUUGGCGGCCAAUGUUUUUGUCAUGAGCGGCAUCUUCAUCGUGAUCUUGUUAACCGGCAAGCAUCUGCUUUUUGAUCUCGGGUGCCAGCCGGCUGAAGGCAUCAUCUUCGGGUUCAACCCCAAGCGGUGGACUUUGUUUGCAGGGACGGCGAUCUUUGCGUUUGAAGGCAUUGGGCUGAUCAUCCCGGUGCAGAGUUCCAUGAAACACCCGGAAAAGUUUCCCCUGGUGUUGGCGAUGGUAAUCGUCACCUCAACCGUGCUAUUUGUGUCAGUAGCGACGCUCGGGUAUCUCAGCUACGGCAGCAACGUCCAGACGGUGAUCUUGUUGAACCUACCUCAGGAUAGCAUCUUGGUGAAUUUGAUUCAGUUUUUCUACAGUUUGGCCAUCUUACUGUCCACUCCCUUGCAAUUGUUUCCAGCCAUUGCCAUCGUGGAAAGCAAAGUCUUCCCCAAAUUCACCAAGAUCUACGUGAAACGGCGCCAGGAUGAGGCCGAUCACGUCCAGUACAGACCCAACUCGGGCAAACUGGACUGGCGUGUCAAGUGGUUGAAAAACUCCGUGCGCUCAUUGAUCGUGGCCUUUACUGUACUGGCAGCAUAUUUCGGAGCUGAUAAUCUCGACACUUUUGUCUCCAUCGUCGGGUCCUUUGCCUGCAUCCCAUUGGUUUACAUUUAUCCACCCAUGUUGCACCUAAGAGGUUGCAGCAAGCCUGCGUGUCAAGACGCUAAGACUGUGUGGCAAAAGAGCCCCGUGUAUUUGGACUACGCGUUGAUCGUGCUAGGGUCCGUUGGAAUGGUGUACACGUCUUACCAAAGUUUGAUGGGCUAA